AUGUCAGCAAGCAACUCAAAAGGAAUUAUAACAAUAAAGGACGACAAACAUCAAGACAUUGAAGAAGAUGAAAUUACUGCAAUUGACUAUGAAUUGAAACAGAUUGAAAGUGAAAUACAAAAGCUUGAAGAUCGUAAAAAGAUCUUAACUCAACGAAAAGAAAAAUUACAAGAUGAUGCACUUUUGAGAAAGAGUUUAGCUGUAUCAAAAAAGGAUUGGAAUAAAGAAGAUUUUAGUUGGUCCAAAGAUCUGAAAAAAGCUUUAAAGGAUGUUUUUAAAAUUCAAAAAUUAAGAGAAUUACAACUGCCAACUAUAAAUGCAAUUAUGUGUAAUGAAGAUGUUAUUUUAGUAAUGCCUACAGGUGGUGGUAAAAGUUUAUGUUAUCAAUUACCUGCUGUUAUUAGCAAAGGUAUUACAAUAGUAGUAUCACCACUAGUGGCAUUAAUGGAAGAUCAAUUACAUGGGUUACAUAAAAAUAAUGUGAAAGCUAUGAUGCUAAGUGCAAAAUGUAAUAAAGAAAAUGUAAAAACCAUAAUGAAUGCACUUGUAGAUAAGAAAUCUGAUCUUAAAUUAAUUUAUGUUACACCAGAAUAUAUGGCAAAAUCUAAUCGUUUUAUGAACAAAUUACAAAAAGCUUUUGAAAUGAAACGUUUAGAUCGUUUUGCAAUAGAUGAAGUUCAUUGUUGUAGUCAAUGGGGACAUGAUUUUAGACCUGAUUAUAAAUUUUUAGGAAUUUUAAAAUCCAUGUUUCAAGGUGUACCAGUUUUAGGUUUAACAGCCACUGCUCCAGCUAAAAUUAUUGUGGAUGUCCAAAAGAUGUUAGACAUUCAAGGUUGUUUAGUUUUGAGAGCUACUUUUAAUAGACCAAACCUAUUUUAUGAGGUUCGGCGUAAACCAGCGGAUAAGGAUAUAUGCGUAGCUAUGAUAGAAAAUUUGUUAAAAAAUAGAUUUAAGGAUAAAUCUGGAAUAAUUUAUACCACUACCAUCAAAGAUGCAGAACAGUUGACAACUGAUUUGAGAGCAUUGGACUUAAAAGUUGGAUGUUAUCAUGCAAUGUUAGAGUCAGAUUACAGAUCAGAAGUAUAUUCUAAAUGGAUGUCAGGAAAAUAUCAAAUUGUAGUUGCUACCAUUGCUUUUGGAUUAGGUAUUGACAAACCAGAUGUGAGAUUUGUUAUUCAUCACUGUAUUUCAAAAUCAAUGGAAAACUUUUACCAAGAAAGUGGACGUGCUGGUAGAGAUGAAAACAAAUCAGUAUGCAUAGUAUUAUAUAGACUGCCAGACAUAUUCAAAUUAAGCACAAUGGUGUUUCAAGAUAAAGUUGGUUUGCAGAAUUUGUACAAAAUGUUAGCAUAUUGUUUAGAUCAAACAUCAUGUAGACGUAGUUUAAUUGCAACACACUUUGAAGAAACUUGGACUACAAGUGAUUGUUUAAAAAUGUGCGAUCAUUGCCGAAAACCUAAAACGUGUAAACAAGUGAACAUAGCCCAAUAUUGUAGACAAUUAUUAGAAAUUAUGACUAAAGCAGUACAAAAUGAAACAAGAUUGACAGCUUUGAAACUUAUAGAUGCUUGGUAUGGUAAAGGUACACCAACAUUACGGGUAGCUUCUGUACCAACACCAAAAUUUACAAGAGAGUCAGGGGAAGCUAUAGUAGGAUAUUUACUCAUUAAUGGUUAUUUAAAAGAAGAUUUUCAUUUCUCUGCAUAUAGCACAAUAUCAUACUUGAAACGUGGACCCAAAGCAGUAUUAGCACUUGAUGAUAAACAUGAAAUACUCUUUAAUUAUGAAUUACAUUAA
Messenger RNA from Habropoda laboriosa, 1797 nucleotides. RefSeq names its product ATP-dependent DNA helicase Q1-like. The record is from RefSeq and is a predicted model, not a curated record. Gene Ontology annotation, biological process: double-strand break repair via homologous recombination. Bases 1 to 1797 code for a protein of 598 amino acids. Gene Ontology annotation, cellular component: chromosome; cytoplasm. Gene Ontology annotation, molecular function: nucleic acid binding; 3'-5' DNA helicase activity; ATP binding. The transcript has 2 exons. NCBI's taxonomy places the organism in Eukaryota, Metazoa, Arthropoda, Insecta, Hymenoptera, Apidae.